AUGACCAACAUGGACUCAGCAGCGGCCCCUGCGCCACCUUCAGAGGCUCAAAAUACUUCACCGGAGGUAGAUGUCAUCAAGCGCGACGCCAACGAUGUUUCUGGCGGUGAAGAACCCCCGGCCAAGAAAGCGCGGCUCGAUGAGAACCAAGCCACCGCGGAAGAAGAUCCCCGGUCGAAGGGUAUCGCGCCCAUCAAGGCAGAAUAUUUGAUUCCCUCUAAGCCCAAACCUAAGAUCGAGGCCGAAAACGAUGAUGCCGCCGAAGGUGCAGCCCACGCCGACCGUGAGGAUGGCAAGAACGACAAGAAAAAGAAGAAGGCCAAGGGCCAGAAUACCAACCGGAGAUUUGGUUCGUCCAAGGAUGUGAAGGGCCUGUGUACCUCGAGAAUGUACAGCCCGGAGUUUUCGCCAACUGAGUGCAAGUUUGGCGACGAGAAGUGCCGUUUCGAGCACGACCUGCGACUUUACCUGAACGAACACAAGCGCGAGAAUCUCACGACGAUGGAUGGAAAGUGCCCUGUUUGGGAGGCCCGCGGAAAAUGUUUUGUUGGGUGGAGGUGCCGCUUUGUUGCGUCUCACUCAACUGAACGUGAGACCGCGGAUGGGAAGAAAGAGUUGAUCCUGCUGGAAGACGAAGAGCGCAAGGCGAAGCCUCUCGUGUCAUUUGCAACGGAAGAUGGCCAAGUCAACAUCAUUUCCAAUGAUGCCAAGAUUGACCUUGCGCGCAAGCGAGAGACUACCCCUCGCUCCAAUGCGUUCAAUGAUUGGCUCAUCAAGUCCUCUACGGAGCUUGAGAAGCAAUUGCACGGCCGACACAAGGAGGAGGAAGAAGUUGCUAAAGCCAAUGGCGAGGGCGAGAAUGAUGAAUCUAAGGUGGUGCCAGAGGAGAAGGCCAAGGAGGAGAGGGAAAUCAACCGAGCCAUGUUUACUGAGCCACCCUUCCUGCCUUCCGAGAAGAGGCGCAUCUAUUUCGGACCCGAGACUCCUACACUGGCUCCUCUGACAACUCAAGGCAAUAUGCCCUUCCGGAGAUUGUGUACCGAUCUGGGUGCGCAGUUCACUUAUUCGGAGAUGGCGAUGAGUAUGCCUCUGAUCCAAGGUAACAAGUCCGAGUGGACUCUUCCGAAAUGCUCCCCCCCCACUGUCAUUCCGGGAGACAACAUUGUCCAAGGUUACGACAACUCGAAGGAUUUCAAGUUUGGAGCUCAAAUCGCAGCCAACAAGCCGUGGCACGCCCUUAAGGCGACCGAAGUUCUCUCCAAGUUCACACCCAACCUGCGUGUUAUUGACUUGAACUGUGGCUGCCCUAUCGACCUGGUGUUCCGCGAUGGAGCCGGUUCCGCGCUCUUGGACCACCACUCCAAGCUGGAGAAGAUCAUUCGUGGCAUGAAUGCUGUAUCUCAGGAAAUUCCUAUUACCGUCAAGAUUCGCAUGGGCACCAGAGAUAAUCAGCCUACUGCACUGAAACUUGUGGAGCGCAUGGUUCUUGGUGGUUACGAAUCGGGUAUCUUGAAUGUCGGCCCCCCGGGCGCUGCCGCCAUCACCCUCCACGGGCGUAGUAGACAGCAGAGAUACACCAGACAGGCUGACUGGAGCUACAUUGCCGACACUGCUGCUCUCAUCAAACGCUUGAAUGAGAAGAAGGACAGCCUCAUCGACACUAUCAACGAGCCCGACGCUCGUUACAUGCCCAAUGGCGGCAAGACAUACUUCCUUGGCAACGGUGACUGCUACUCGCAUGUUGACUAUGAUGAUCACAUCAACAAUGCUGGCGUUGAUUCCGUCAUGCUAGGACGUGGUGCCCUGAUCAAGCCCUGGCUCUUCGAGGAAAUCCAGUCAGGCCAGUACCUUGACAAGUCUGCUUCCGAGCGUCUCGGUAUGAUUGAGAAGUUCGCCAAGUACGGUCUCGAGGCAUGGGGCUCUGAUGAACACGGUAUUGGAACCACUCGCCGCUUCAUGCUGGAGUGGCUUAGCUUCGCCUACCGCUACGUCCCGAUUGGAUUGCUGGAGCAUCUUCCCCCUCACAUUAAUGACAGACCCCCUGCUUUCCGUGGCCGCAACGAGCUGGAGACUCUCAUGGCCAGUGGCAACUACAAGGACUGGAUCAAGAUCUCUGAGAUGUUCCUCGGACCUGCACACCCCGACUUCAAGUUCGAGCCCAAGCACAAGUCGAACUCCUACGAGGCUGAGGGUUAG
Penicillium atrosanguineum is the source of this 2196-nucleotide messenger RNA. It is a transcript of the gene dus3, whose product is annotated as tRNA dihydrouridine synthase DUS3. Gene Ontology annotation, molecular function: flavin adenine dinucleotide binding; RNA binding; tRNA dihydrouridine synthase activity. Gene Ontology annotation, biological process: tRNA processing. The record is from RefSeq and is a predicted model, not a curated record. Bases 1 to 2196 code for a protein of 731 amino acids. The transcript is spliced from 4 exons. Lineage: Eukaryota; Fungi; Ascomycota; Eurotiomycetes; Eurotiales; Aspergillaceae.